CUCGACCGUUUCACUCACUCACUCUCUCUCUCUCUCUCGCUCGCUCGCUCUCUCUCUCGUGUGCAUUUGUAGGUCCUUCUCUGCACUAGAAAGUAGAACAUACUUGGUCAAUAGGAUCUGCAAAUCGCACAGACAAGGUUCAAUUCUCUCUCUCGCUCUCUCUCGCUGAAUUUCAAAAUCCUUUUCGGUUCUGGUGGACAACAGUGAUGGUUCUCAGAAGAUGAGGCCUUUGCAUGGGAGGACUACUGGUCCGAAAAGGCGAUCGACGACAGGAAAAUGGACUGCCGAAGAGGACGAGAUAUUGCGCAGCGCGGUUCAACAUUACAAAGGAAAAAGUUGGAAAAAAAUAGCGGCAUGUUUCAAAGAUCGAACAGAUGUGCAGUGCCUGCACAGGUGGCAGAAGGUCUUAAAUCCUGAACUCGUCAAAGGUCCAUGGACUAAAGAGGAGGAUGAGGUAAUAGUCCAGUUAGUGAAUAGAUAUGGGGCAAAGAAGUGGACGACCAUUGCAGAAGCAUUACCUGGACGUAUUGGAAAGCAGUGUCGUGAAAGGUGGCAUAACCAUCUUAAUCCUUCCAUAAACAAGGAACCGUGGACACUGGAAGAGGAGCUGGCUUUAAUUUGUGCUCAUGAAAAAUGUGGGAACAAGUGGGCUGAGUUACAGAAAUUUUUGCCUGGAAGGACAGACAAUGCAAUAAAAAAUCACUGGAACAGCUCUGUGAAAAAGAGGUUGUCAUCUUAUAUGGCUUCGGGAUUGCUUGAAAAGUUUCAAGGUCUGCCUCAUGUAGGAAAACCUAGGUCAUCGUCAGUGGGGAUGCAACAGAUACAAGUGGAUGGGGUUGAAGAAGAUGAAACUUCACAAUGUAGUCAAGGAUCAAUAGAGGUCAAUUGCGCCCAAUUUGAUUCAGGAACAGCAAAUGCAAUGGGAAAUAUUAGGACUGAGGAAUCUGAUUGUGGAAAGGGGCCCAAUAUUGAGCAAUAUUUUUUACAUGAGGCUGAAACUCAUGGAAGUAAGGAUUGCCAGUUUAGUUCCCAUGAAUCGCCCAACAUCUUUGUGGAUGUAUCACUGGAAUCAUUAGAAUUGUUUGGAACAUCUGAACACUGUAAAUGUGUAAAUGAAAGCCAUGACAAAGACUGUAUUGCGUCACAGACCUCUGCUGCUACAAUGGAAAACAUGCAUGUUUCUUCUGAAAAAAUGGAUCACUUAUUGAUAUCUGAGAGUGAUUUACUUGAGAUUGCAUUUCCAGAGACGGGGAAUACUAGAAGAUUUUUUUAUGGGAAUGUGACAGAACAAUCAAAUAACCAGGAUGGUGUCACAGUUCCAAUGAUUUGCCAAUCUGAUUCCCGGAUAACUUCUGCUUUGGAGCCAUGUGCCCCUCUAAAGGAUGCCCCAGGAGGAAUUUCGGAAUUGGAGGUCAUUACAAGUUCAAGCAAUGACUUUAUCUAUGUCGACUCUCCUGAUAUUGAUGCAGAUGAAAAAGACCACCAUAUGAAACUAGACCAGGCAAAGAAUGCUCCAAGACUAGUUCCUGUAGAUAUAUUUAGUGAGGUAAGCUCAGAUAUUAAUGGGACCUUUCUGUCCAGAGAUGAGAACGCGAAGAAUCUUUCUAACUCAGAUGAGGCGAAGGUUGCUUCGAAGCUGGCUCCCGGGGAUUUAGUUGGUUCAUUGAACUCAGAUUCUACGCAGACCCUCUCCUCAAUGGAUAACAAUGCUACUACUAUGAAUACAGAAGAACAGGAUUCAGGAAAUCUGUUUAAUGAACCUCCUCAUUUUCCAAGCUUAGAAAUUCCUUUUUUAAACUUUGAUCUCAUAGCAUCUGGCGAUGAUAUGCAGCAAGCAUAUAGUCCCUUUGGGAUUCGCCAACUACUGAUGCAUCCAAUGAACUUUUCCUCACCACGCAGCUUACGGGAGUCACCAAUUCAUAAAAGUACUCAAAAUGCUAUGUUGAAUAAUGCUGCCAAGAGCUUCACAUGUACGCCGACCAUAAUGAAAAAGAGAUUGCAUGAACCUUUGUCACAGGUUGAGGAGUCAAAGGGAGGCAAAGAACUUGAGAAGGACACAAAUACAAGCGCAUUUAGCUUGAUCAGUAGUUUUUCUUCUCUGGAAUCAGUUUUAGACGAGAAUGGGGCUUCCACAAUGCCCAUCUCGCCUACUGGGGAGCUAUUUGAUUCUCCAUUUGACCAGAAAGUGAAAUCGGAAGACUCCAUUCCUGAUAAAGCUAAUAUGGACCAUGCUCUUGAUGAGGAGAAAGAGAGGAUUGUGAAUUUGGCCAUUAGAAUGUCAGAGAAAGAGGCCGGAAUCACUAAUUCUCCAGAGAAGGUUAAGAAGGGUACCAUGAGUCCUAAGUCCAAGAUAAACGCUGAUGCUACCGUUCUAAUUCCUACAGGAGUGCUUGUUGAACGGAACAUAGAUGAUCAGCUUAUCUUUUCUCCUGAUAGAGUCGGACAUCAAACAACUAGAGCCUUGAGUAUGGCAGUUUUAAGUCCCAAAGGCCAAUAUAUUAUAAAGUUGGACACUAAAUCAUACCGAGGUGGCAAUUUAGAGCCAUCAUCUCCAAAAAAUGGAAAGUAUGCAACUCCAGCUACGUAUACAGAAUGCACACCAUCAGUAAAGCAUCUAGAAGGCACUAGUGGAAAUGCUGGGAAUGAUACUGAUAUUCAAAGCUUUAGCAUUUCUAGGUUUGACGAGACUCCAGGUAGAAAGAGAAGAAUUGUAUCUCCAUCCGCAUGGAAGUCUCCUUUGUUCAUAAAUACUGCUCUCCCUGGACCAAGAUUUGAUAUGGACCUGACAUUUGAGGAUCUGGCAUACUUUUUGAGCCCUGGGAUGAGAAGCUAUGAUGCCAGAGGGUUGAUGAAGCUGAGCGAGGACACUUCUGCUGUAUUUGAGAAUGCCUGGGACGUUUUGACAAGUAAUGAUCCUGAAAUGACCUCAAAGACAGUAUUCUCCGACGACCAAAAUUUAUCUGGAGAGGACAAUUGUUUUCUGCGUAACGAGCAGGAGAAUAUGCCUCCUGGAGUCUUGGGAGAACGACGCCAUCUUGAUUUCAAUGGAUGUGGGACGCCUGGAAAGAGCGCAGACAGAAAGAAAUUUCCGGAGAACACAAACUCUACAAGCAAUUCAAGCCCAUCAUCUUAUCUGAUGAAGAAUUGUAGAUAGUGAGUUUACUUGUAUGUUAAGUGAGUUUAUAUUCAUGUGUGCAGUUUUUAUAGUAUAUCUAUUAAUGUGUCAUGGUUUCAGUUAUGCAGAGUGAAUGUAGAUAGUAUAGUUUAUCCAAUAAGUUGUGCUUGAUUUCAUUUUCAA
This is a messenger RNA of Corylus avellana, 3298 nucleotides long. Its product is annotated as transcription factor MYB3R-4. Gene Ontology annotation, molecular function: DNA-binding transcription factor activity, RNA polymerase II-specific; RNA polymerase II cis-regulatory region sequence-specific DNA binding. NCBI's taxonomy places the organism in Eukaryota, Viridiplantae, Streptophyta, Magnoliopsida, Fagales, Betulaceae. The record is from RefSeq and is a predicted model, not a curated record. Gene Ontology annotation, cellular component: nucleus. Gene Ontology annotation, biological process: regulation of DNA-templated transcription.